AUGUUCUCACUCAAGAAACUUCUUUUGCUUAGCGUUGCGUUCAUCGGCGCUACGAGUGCCGCUCCGGUCGACUCUGGCAGCGACUCUCUCGCGGUUCGAGCCUCAACUCCCUCGGCUAUUGUUCCCAAAGCCGUUGACCUCUCAGCACCCGGUGGCCCCGAUGUCGACAAGAGAGACACGUCUCGCACAAGGCUCUUUUGGUCGCCGCAGGGCCGGUUUCUGUUCAUGAUGAACCUCGGCUCCAAGGUCCCACAAGCCCUAAUCGACGCCUUCUCUGGUGUAGGCGAAGCUGGGCCGGGCAAAGUCAUGAUGCAAAACUUUAUCGACUGGGUGAGAGAAGUUGGUCUCGAAUACCGGGGCCUGCCACCAGGAUACACCGGGUCCAUCCGGGAUGUCACUGCAGCCAUCACCAACGCAGCCGUUAAGGGCGGCAUGUACUCCAAGGGCGGCCAGACUGCGUUUGUCGGUUGGGGCAUGCAGCUGGACACGACUGAUAACAACGUCAUCAACAAUGUCGCCAGGCUGAUCAACGACUGGGCCACCCUGACGGGCCCUUUCCCCUCGAUGAACCUGCAGCACAACCCAGUCGCCGUGGCGAUCAGUCAGCGCCCCAACGAUUUCAUCUCCCUGGACCUGAUUAGGGGCGGUGGAACGGCCAAGCGCGAUACCCGCCUGCAGCAGAGACACGAUCCGUACACCUGCCCUGCUGGGUGGCAGAUCUUGAACUACGCUGUGAGCGACGUGAGCGACAAUGUUGACCUCGUGCAUGGCAUUCGCUUUGUUGGUCUUUGUUAG
Molecule: messenger RNA, 795 nt
Organism: Thyridium curvatum
Lineage: Eukaryota; Fungi; Ascomycota; Sordariomycetes; Thyridiales; Thyridiaceae
Exons: 3
Coding region: 1-795 (264 amino acids)
Source: RefSeq, a predicted model, not a curated record